AUGCAAGUUCCGGAAACUGAUGUUCAGUUUAUAAAGGAUUUUAUGAAAUAUAUUGAAUUGAAUUUUCGUAAUGAAAGUCCAGGACAUAAAGAUCCAAUUGGAUUAGAUCAGUGGUGGCUACAAGGUGCUGGAAAUUUCUUUUGUGGUGUUACUGACGAUAUUGAUUUUUAUAUGUAUUUAUGGGAUGAUAGCCAUUAUCCAUUUUCUAUUGGUAAUGUGCAGAUUAAGCCGGAACCACCAAAACACUUACCUGCACAGAAUUCUGUUGUAAUCAAGUUCGUUCCUACUACUAUCUCAAAAGAUGAUGUGUUUGAUGAGAUGAAAUCACGUUUUUCUUCUAUAUUUAUGAUUAAUAAAAUGAAAGGAACUACUAGGUCAAGUGCUCGGCAUAUUCGUGUUAUCUUGAAGCAACAAAAUGAAUAUAAGAAAAUUCUCUAUGACGGAAGAAUUUGUCAUCAUUGUGGUGGUAAUCAUAUAUCGACAGAUUACAAAUGUCCUACAAUAGUUAAUUUUCGGAAAAAUCUUUUAGAUAAAUUAAAAAAUAAUGCUGACAAAUUACCAGUACAUGUACGUAUGUUUAUUGCAAUUGACUGUCGAAAGCCCAAUGAUCAUGAUCUAAUUCUAACUUUCACUCGUUCCGAAUAUUCUGCUUCUCCUAUUACCACCACAGGCAACUCUUCACAUCCUCCAACUAUGAAUCAUUGGACUAGUCGACAAGAAGCGUCAAAGGAAUAUUUGGAUUCGGCAAUUAGAGCAUUUGACAAUGAAUUGAAUAAGAUAAAGAAAGAUUUUGACGAAGAAAAAAAACGAAUCAACAGGUUAUAUGAAAAACAAAUUGAUACAGUUAAAAAAGGAUGGCUUAUUCUACAACAGCAAGUCCGGGCACAAAAUGAAUGCUUAGCAUCUAUGCAACAAGUUAUUAGUACUACAAUUGAUUGUACGGUCAAUUUAUCAACAACUAAUAAUAUAUUAUGUGAAUUUGUCAAGACUGUUUGUUGA
This is a messenger RNA of Didymodactylos carnosus, 999 nucleotides long. The record is from the annotation of a GenBank genome assembly. Lineage: Eukaryota; Metazoa; Rotifera; Eurotatoria; Philodinida; Philodinidae.